AUGUCGCAGCAUCACAGAGAUGGCAGCUCGCAUCCCGACGAGCCACCUGCCAAGAAGCGGACCCUCCAGAUCAAGUUAGGGAGACCACGACCAUCCACCGACUUUCAACAGGCCGAGCAGGCGUCCCCUUCCCUGAAUCGCAGCCGGCCCGGGAACGGCAUCCGCAUCUCGUUGAAGCGCAAGUCUUCGGUACCAGAAUCGCAGUUCACCCCACCUCGCUUUGCGGUUCAGCUUGCCGAGGACGAAGACGACGACGAUCAGGAAGAUGAUGACGAUGACACCCAGCAGGUAGCCUCGGGCAAUGCCUCCGAAGAGGAAGAUGAUAACGACGACGACCAGAGUGGUGAAGACGAGGACCAAGACGAACAGGAUGCGGAAGACGAUGAAGGAGACGAAGACAUGCAGGACGAGAACGAUGGCACCAUGGAUGCGCUUCAUGGCGAUCUCGCAGACGAUGGCGCAUCUGUAGCCGGUCCUUCCGCACUCAACGGCGACGGAACAUCUAACCCACGAGUCCGCGGCAGGAACGGCGCGUUCACAAGCACCGGUGCGGGCGGCUCCAAUCCAAGUCGACGACCCAUCAAGCGUCUCCGCUCCAAAGGUCUCUACGAAGCAUUGCCUAAGCUUAUCGAGAACCUGCAGCGUCGCGACAACUACAAGUUUUUCUGCGAGCCCGUCAACCCGGAGGAUGUGCCCGGCUAUACCGAUGUCAUCAAGACGCCCAUGGACUUUGGCACCAUGCAGCGCAAGGUGGACGACCGACUCUACAGCCACAUGGACGACUUCAAGUCCGAUUUCCAGCUUGUGGUCUCGAAUGCCAUGACCUUCAAUCCGGAAGGCACGCUCUACUACAACGAAGCGAAACGCAUCGCUACGUGGGGCAAUCGAGCGAUCGAGCGCGAGGGCAUGGCGGUCAACGACAACGGGCGGGCCGGUGCCAAGGGCGACGAGAUCAGACGUCAAAAGCGUCUGGCGAAAGAAGCUCCCGCCUCCUCUUCUACCAACGUGCUAAACGUACAGGGUGUAUCCUCUGUAAGCGAAGCGUCUGGCCGAAGACAGCUUCGCGGCGCAACGCUCCAGCAACAGCAAGCACUCGACAGUCCAAGUCUGCAGCAGUCGGCCGAUCGACAAGCUUCUCUAGGACUCGACGCUGGCGAUUUGACGUCACGGUCGACUGCGCGGGGAUCACGGUUCGCCUUCAGCGCGGGAGUCCGGGCAUUGAUGGAAGCGGCAAGGGUCACUUCGCAAGCAAGGCAGCGGGCAGCCAUUGCACUCGGCUUGACAGGCGGGACGCUGACUCGCGAAGACUCGGCGCAAGUGGACGGAGGAUUCGGGGAUGACGGCGAGGGUGACAUGGACCUUGAUGAGGACGAUGACAAUGACGAUGAUGCCUCGGACGACGAAGUUGGCAUGCGUGCCAGCGUCGCUCGGGCUAAGAGCCGAGAAUCUCGGGAGCGCUCUGUGACCGUCGAUGGUGCCAGUGGUGCCAUCGCCCGCCGCCUUGGCUCGACACAGCCGACGGGCACACCUUCGACUCCCAUGGGUCAACGUCAAGCCAGUCCCGAUGCAUUAAGGAAGCGUCUAGCUGCAGUGACAGGCACGCCCAUCCAGGCUCUCGCCAGUCCUAUGGUACCAGGCGCGAUCUUGGGUGGCACGACAGGCAAGGCCUCCAAACACGCCAAGAUCAAGCAGCGUCUUGGUGCACCAGGGACACCCAAACGCCUGCUAGUACGAACAGGUCUGCCUGGUCUGGCUGCUGGACUUUCGGCAGAGGCUGGCGGUCGUCCUCUCGAUUCAGCCGAUGGUGCUGCGGCGGCUGCUGACCUCAUCGCCACCAUGUCUCAGUCUCAAGCCCAGUCAGCCGUGGCCAACUACUCCUUCGAUGAUGAUGGGUCCAUCAACCCCAACGAUAUCGACGAUCUCCAAGCUUUCUUGACACUCCACCGUAGCGGAAAGCAUGUCUUGAUGCCGACCAUCGAGUCGCUGUACCCGAUCCCAUUCAUUCCGGGCGACUACGUUGGCAGCGGCACAGGCGACAAGGAUCAGGACCAGGACAAAGAACAGGACCGCUCGAGGGAGAAAGACAAGGUCAAAAACAAGGUGGUAGCCGAUGACGGGGACGAUGAUGAUGAGGAUGGCAAAGGCGAGGCACGGGAGAAAGGCGACAAGGAUCCGCUUUCUACACUACCGCCUACGCGACCCGGUGCACCCGAUCCGCUCUAUUCUGCAAUCGCUCCCGAGCCUGAGUCUAUGCAGAGCAACCUCAGCCACGAUGUCGACUCCCUUCCGCCUCACUUUCGCAACCUGCCGUUCUAUACGCCGAGCUUGCAGGCGAAGGCGGGCAGUCAGAAAGAAGCGUACGGCAUACCGUGCUUCUGGACUAACCCUGCCUACGUCGAGGCGCUCAAGAACGACAAGAGGCCAAAAAAGCAAAAGGACAAGGAGCGGGAGAAAGAACGCGAGACGCUCGAGGAUUGGAGCUACUUUCGACCCACGCUGACACGUCUCCUCGAGAUCACUGAUCUUGGACCAUUCUCCGCCUUGUCGCCGCGGGUGGAAGACGAAAACAGGACCGCGCCUGUCAAGUCUACCGCGAAAGGCAAAGCUGCAAAAGCUCUCAAGUCGGCGCGAGAGGCGACUCAGGCGGUACAGGAGUUCUCUACAUCUUUGCUGGGCGAGGAAGGCUUCAAGGCCAUCGGAACCGAGCUCAAGGAGAAGAGACAAAGACAGCUUUUGCCAAGAGAGAUUCUCAAGAGAUUUGUCGCAGCUGCUCAAGCAGGCGAUGCUAACGCCGUCAAAGAGAUCCUUGCUCAAGCGGAGCAGCGAGACGCAAGUCGGAUCGUAUCGGACAUGGUCUAUGCUGGUGUGGCGGGUCAAGCUUACAUCCGCAGCGUGGGCGAAUUCGUCGGUGGGGCAAUGCAUCACGCUCUACUGCUGGACGAGGUCGACGACGCCAUCGAUCAGCAGACUGUCGAAGCAGAAAAGAAGCUGCCGUUGGCAACAGCGAUGCGCAAGGUGAAACAGACCGAGGCAACGCCGGAACCGACUGCCGCCUCUCGACGCGGUCCCUUCAUGUGGCGGGACACAACCGAGGAGGUGGGUGGCACAGCGACACCAUCGGGCGCCAAUGAAGGCGAGGCUGAGCAGCAAGAGCCUGCAUCGGUCGUCGAUGGUGCUGCAAAUGACUCGACAAAGGCAGAGGCGGACACCUCGGCCAUCUCCGAAUUGGUCAAGGAUCUGAAAAAGGUGGAAGCGCAGCUUGCUCCCCUGCCAAAGUCACUCGCAGAGGUGGUGGAGGAAGAAGUCAUCCGACCCAUCACAGGCAACACGCUCGAUCUGCUGCAUCUUGUCGCUGUCCACCUCGAGAUACCAGGCUCCGAAGCGUUGAACCUGGACGAGAUCGAGAAGCGCCUCCUGCAGAACAAGAUCAGGCCACACCAGCUCGAAGGCGUCGACCCAGCCCGCCUUGCAGCGCCACCUGCAAAGCCAGCAGGUGCCACCGCCGCAGCUCCGAUGUCCGUCUUGCCGCCCCAGCAAACGCAAGUCCCGGUCCAGCCAAUUCCGUUCAUGGCCGAGCUGGACUGGCUCAAAGAUCAGCCGGAUCUGACGCAGCUCUUGGAUGAAGCUCGUCAAGAUAUCGACAGCUUGGGCUCGAUUGUCAACUACAUUGUGCAAAGCGCCUGA
This is a messenger RNA of Kalmanozyma brasiliensis GHG001, 3684 nucleotides long. Its product is annotated as Bromodomain protein. Bases 1 to 3684 code for a protein of 1227 amino acids. The record is from RefSeq and is a predicted model, not a curated record. The transcript has a single exon. NCBI's taxonomy places the organism in Eukaryota, Fungi, Basidiomycota, Ustilaginomycetes, Ustilaginales. Gene Ontology annotation, cellular component: nucleus. Gene Ontology annotation, biological process: regulation of transcription by RNA polymerase II.